ACUGAUAGCUAAAGUAGAGGUUUGCUUUCAAGUUGGCGCUAUAAUGUAUUUAACUGGAAUUCACAGUAGUGACCGAAGGCUUUAACUCGAGAAGAAGAACAUAUUCUUUCCGAAAAUACAGCGACAUUUGGUUUGUAAUAUGGAAGUCAGCAGGAACUGGUAUUAUAAACAAAACAAACGGUGGCACGUUAAAGCAAAUUCAAAUUUUAGCGCGCUUGCGUUUGCGCAGUACAGGGAGUCAGUGUGGAACACAUCUGCAAGUGUGAUUUGUGCCACAGAUUUGUGCCUCGUGCAAAACGUUGAUGGUCGGUCUGUGAUUUGAAACAGAAGACGUGUUUUGUGACUUGGAAACAGGACGUUGGAAGGCAAAUAUAGCUACCUAGCAUUUUUUUAGUUGAUUUAUAUAGCAACUAUACCAACAAAAUGGACCACAGAUUCCGUCAAUGGCAGUUUUCUGCUAGACUGAGCAAUAUCCGUCGUGAGGCAGAGAAACGCGAGAGUAUGACAUCGUUGCACCACGCAGCAAGAAGUGGUGAUGUACCUUUAGCUCGCAAAUUGUUGGCCCGAGGUUUAGCUAUCAAUGCUGAGAUUAAGUACGAUUUUUUAACACCAUUGUAUUUUGCAAUUCGCGGAAAUCAGUUGCAAAUGGUUAAUUUUCUAAUUGCACAGGGUGCAGACGUAAACCAUAAAGUUAUAUUUGGGUUGACACCUUUAAUUGUUGCAUGCCAAGAGGGGCACGCAGAUAUUGUUAACACCUUAAUUACUCAUGGCGCAGAUUACAACGAAAGAACAAAUAUAAUGAAUACACCUCUGCAUUUUGCGGCAGAAAAUGAUCAUCGGGAUGUAGUAAAUGUUCUCAUUGGAAAAGGAUUAGAAGUUAAUGCUGUAAAUUGCGAUCAAAAAACACCCUUGCAUUUUGCAGUAGAAAAUGGAAAACUUGAAAUGGUUAAAAUUCUUAUCUCGCAUGGAUCCAAUAUUAAUGUUGGAUGUACAGUUUUGCAUUCAACUCGUGGACCAGAUUCAAACAUGACUCCAUUACAUUUUGGGGCACUGACCGGUAAUUCCGAUAUAGUUAAAGUUCUAAUUGAAGCUGGAGGGAAUCCUAAUGCAAAAACGAAGGAUUGCCUUACACCUUUACUGUUGGCAUCUCAAGAUGGGUUUGUUGAGUCUGUAAAAUUGUUGCUUAAAGCAAAUUCUAAUGUUAACGUACAGAAUCAUGACAAUGUGACACCUUUGCUUGCUGCAGCCAAACAGAAUCAUCUCGAGAUAGUUAAACUUCUACUUCUUGUGAACGGUAUUGACGUUAACGUUAAAGAGUCCAGCGAUUUUACUGCUUUACAUAUGGCAGCACAGAAUGGUUCUGCGGAAAUCGUUCAACUGUUAAUAAAAAAUGGUGCUAAUGUUAAUGCUAAACAGAACAAAGGUUUCACGGCUUUACAUCAGUCCAUUCAACAAAAACAUUUAGAAAUUAGUGACUUUUUAAUUAAUAAUGGAGCAAACAUUCACGUUCUCGACAAUCAAAAUUGGACUGCAUUACAUCACGCAGCACACAAUGGUUUGUCCGCAAAAAUUGUGGAGAACUUAAUUGCAAAAGGGGCAAAUGUAAAUGCAAUCAUAGAUGAUGGUAGGACAGCUUUACAUUUAGCAACAAAGCAUGACUUGGAGAUCGUGAACUUUCUAAUAAAAAAUGGAGCAGAUUUAAAUGUUGUAGAUAACAAGAGUUGGACUGUUCUUCAUUACGCGGCAUAUUAUGGUAGUUUGGAUGUUGUGCAAUCUCUUCUUGAUAAAGACAUAGACAUAAAUGUAAGAACGAAAGCAAAUUCCACACCCUUGCUCUUUGGAGUAGAUUACAAUCACUUGGAGGUAGUCGAAUUGCUUUUGCAAAGAGGAGCAGAUGUUAAUGCGUUAGGUGAAAAAAAUUGGACUCCUUUGCAUUAUGCAGCAGGAAAAGGUUACGCCCCAAUUGUCAACGUCCUAGUGAAACAUGGUGCCAAUCUAAAUAGCACAGAGAAUGAAGGUAAACUUACACCCCUACAUUUAGCAGUACAACGCAUUCAUCCUGAGGUAGUUACAACCCUUAUUGGAAAUGGGGCAGACGUUAAUGCCUUAAUGUACAUGAGUAUCACACCAUUACAUUUAGGAGCACAAUUUGGUGAUCUAGGUAUACUCAAAUCUCUCCUUAUGAACGGAGCAUAUUAUGAUGCAAAAAUUAACAUAGACCAAUACACAUUGCCAAUGCACGUUGCAGAAAAAUGUGGUAACUCAGAGGUGGUGCAUGUAUUCAAACUAAUUGACAAGCUUUUUCUAUCGACAAAAGAAAACGAUCACUUACAAGUUGAAGAGUGCAUCAAACAGGGAGCAUUAGUUAACAGUAGAAGUAUUCAUUUCAAAACCCCAUUAAUUUACGCAUCAUGGAAAGGUUACACUAAAGUUGUUGAUGUCCUGCUCAGAAAUGGUGCAAAUGUAAACUUCACAAACAAUAACAAUGUUUUUCCACUACAUUAUGCUGCAAAGUUUAAUCACAUUGAAAUUGUGUAUUCUUUACUAAAACACGGUGCAAUGUUUGAUGUUGUUAGUACUACUGGUAGAAACAUGCCAAUGGACUGUGCAAAAGAUGGCAACCAUACUGACAUUAUCAAUCUAUUGGAGUUAAUCGGUAACUUAUUUGAAAAAGCAAAAAGUGGAAGCUUCGAAGUUGUUAGAGAAUUAAAAACGAUUAGAAGCAACAGCCUUAACAAAUUCUUAACCAUAACAAAUGUUCGUAACAGUGAAGGACGAACAUUACUGCAAACUGCAAUAUGUAACGAUAAUAAAGAAUUGGGGACUUUGCUAGCAAAGUUGCUGCAAGAGCCGGAGACGUUGAGUCGUUAAGGUUUCAUCCACCUCGCAUUCAUCUUCCUAUUAAAUUUAAUUUAAUGCUGAAUAAAUGUAAGCAGAUAUUUUUCAAGAAUUUUUUGUUUAUUUCAUUAUUACUCAUAUCAUACCAUUCAGAAUUGAAACAAUUUUGUUUAUUUUAGCAUCACUACCUACUUUAUUAUUUCUUUUUUAUAUC
Messenger RNA from Photinus pyralis (common eastern firefly), 3052 nucleotides. RefSeq names its product ankyrin-1-like. Gene Ontology annotation, molecular function: protein binding. The record is from RefSeq and is a predicted model, not a curated record. Gene Ontology annotation, cellular component: cytoplasm. Bases 424 to 2871 code for a protein of 815 amino acids. The transcript is spliced from 2 exons. NCBI's taxonomy places the organism in Eukaryota, Metazoa, Arthropoda, Insecta, Coleoptera, Lampyridae.